CAUAAACAACCAGUCGCAAUGUGGCCAUUCAAGCGCCGGUCCCCCUCGCCUUCGUCUUACGAAAAAAUCCUGGACACGCUCGCGUCCAAGAUCCGCAAGUCCGAGUCAAAGAUCCACUCCCUCCGCCUCUCGCAGCGCAGACUCGUCGGCCUUCUCACCUUGUAUUCGCUGCUGCUCUACUUGGCUUUUCUUGUCUAUGUUGCGCUGUCGAACCGGUAUCGUGAGCCAUGGAUGGUGUUCCAUGCGCUUGCUGCGCCGGUCUUAAUAUGGCUAACACGCCGUCUAAUCACUGCCGUCUACACGCGCCUGCUCAAACGUGAAGACUCAAACUUGCAGGUCCUCCGCGCCUCGCAAAAGGCAAAGAUCGAGGAACUAAAGAGCAGCAUGAAGUAUUACACCACAAAGUCCCUAAUCGAUCGCUUCGAGGCAGACAGCAAGACCGACUCGGACUCGAAAAAGGACGCAAAGACUAGGGGUAGAUCUAAACAGAAGGAUCUACCCGCCGCUCCUGUUGAUCCCGUUCCCGCAGGCGAGGAAUUCUUCGACGAAUCCCAACUCCUGCAACAGCAAGAACUCCAACAACAACUGAAUCAAAUGCAAUACACCUCCAACCUGCGCCAACUCCCCGCUACCACCUACGAACCCCGGGAUCCAAAAUGGUACGACCGGAUCCUGGACGUGAUUGUCGGCGAAGACGAAAUGAGCCCGCGGAAUCGAUAUGCUUUGCUCUGUAGCAGAUGCGGAACGCAUAACGGACUCGCGCCGCCGGGACAGGAGCCUAGUGAGGUUAGAUAUAGGUGUCCGGUGUGUGGCCAGUGGAAUCCGGAAAAAGAGAAUGCUGGUGAUGAUGACAAGGAGGCUUUGGAGGAUGAAGAUGCAGAGGAAAAGAUCGAAGAGUCCGAGACGGUGGCAGAAAUUAAAGAGGCUGAUAGCGUCCCGUCUACGAAGAAGACUACAAAGAGACGAGCCGGCAAAUCAAAGUCAUCCGAAGAUCAGGACGAGCCAAAGGCUACAACUACAGGUCUCGAAUGACCUAAAUAUAUAGAAUAAAAGCUCA
Molecule: messenger RNA, 1057 nt
Organism: Myxozyma melibiosi
Lineage: Eukaryota; Fungi; Ascomycota; Lipomycetes; Lipomycetales; Lipomycetaceae
Exons: 3
Coding region: 19-1032 (337 amino acids)
Biological process (GO): endoplasmic reticulum tubular network organization
Cellular component (GO): endoplasmic reticulum tubular network
Source: RefSeq, a predicted model, not a curated record